This is a messenger RNA of Verruconis gallopava, 357 nucleotides long. RefSeq lists its product as uncharacterized. Bases 1 to 357 code for a protein of 118 amino acids. The transcript has a single exon. NCBI's taxonomy places the organism in Eukaryota, Fungi, Ascomycota, Dothideomycetes, Venturiales, Sympoventuriaceae. The record is from RefSeq and is a predicted model, not a curated record.
AUGUGCAUGUGCAGCACGACUGGGCGGAGUGGAUCUGACGGUUCAGUCCACGGGUGCUGGCACGGGGCGACACCGCAGCGGUGCACACGGAGAAGCAGAGAGACGGACGUCGCGCGGGCAGCGCGAACCGGAGAGGGCAGGCUGCCGACGACAUGCAGAGGAGCGGAGGAUGCUGGGCUGCAAGCGCGCCUCGACGACGACAACGACCAGGACGGCGACAAAAGCCACGACGACAGCCAACGCGGCAGCCAGGCGGGCGGCGGCUGUAGGGAGCGCGCCGGCAAACAGGAAGAGGAAGAGGAAGAGGAAGAGCAGGCGGGAGAAGAACAUGAAGAAGACGAAGGACAGGGAAGGUGA